AUGGAGAACAAGCAGGUGGUUCUGGAGAUUGACACACAGGAAGUCCGCAGUGCCCAGACAGCCAUCAAGGGAGUCCUGGCGGCCUUCUUCUAUGGCACAUGCUCCUUGUCGUCAGCAUUUGUCACCAAAAUUCUCAUGGACACCAUGAAGUUUGACUUUCCUAUUUUCAUCAUGGUCAUCCAAAUGUUGUUCACAGUAUGUACACUAGAGCUGUUGUCCAUAUUUGAAUUCAUUGAUCUGCCGGCAUACACCAUCAAACGAGGCCUGUCCUUCCUGGCACCAGCGGUCUUCUAUGGGAUGAACUCAGUGCUGGCUCUGACGGCCUUGUCUCACAUGAACAUUGCUAUGUAUGGUGUCUUGAAGCGAUGUGUGCCGCUGUUCACCAUGUUGUUCUCGCUUGUCAUCCUCAAGAAGGAUCUACCAAACAGGUUUACAAUAGCUUCUGUCACUUUGCUGACUGUUGGUUGCGUGGUUGCAGGCUACGGGGACCUCGGCUUCAAUCUGACAGCUUACGUCUGUGGGAUAGGCAGCAAUUUCACCCAGGCUCUUUACCUUCUGCUGGUGCAGAGGUACUCAGAACACCACCUGCCUGUGACCCACAUCCUCCAGCUGAACAGCUUCAAUACUCUGCCUCUGCUUCUGCUUGCUGCUGUAGUCAACGGAGAGAUGACCACUCUGGCAACUUACCCACACUGGGACCAGCUGAGCUUCUACCUGCUGUUUGCGUCCGCCGUUAGUGUUGGAAUGUUAUUGAAUUAUUCCUUGUUCUUGUGUACCAGCUUGACCAGUGCGCUGACCACCAGUGUUGUUGGUGGACUCAAGGCUCUGGUGCAGACAUUGGUGGGGCUGUUCACUUUCGGCGGAGUUUCCCACAACCUGGCAACGUACACCGGAAUCAGCAUGAACGUGGUUGGGGGCAUCGCUUACAUCUGGGCCCGCUACCAGGACAACCGGUCCAGGCCAGGCCGCCUGACUAGCUUGAAGAAAGUGAUGAGUUUUUCUUUUUUAAAUUCUGCUGACCAGGGGAAAGAGCCUAACGGGCAUAUACACAGUGACCAGGACACUGCCAAACACAGACAUGGCAGUUCUGGGUGUGAAAAUAUCCGCUUGUGA
Molecule: messenger RNA, 1113 nt
Organism: Candidula unifasciata
Lineage: Eukaryota; Metazoa; Mollusca; Gastropoda; Stylommatophora; Geomitridae
Source: the annotation of a GenBank genome assembly